Messenger RNA from Malurus melanocephalus (red-backed fairy wren), 2585 nucleotides. RefSeq names its product zinc finger and BTB domain containing 12 (gene ZBTB12). The record is from RefSeq and is a predicted model, not a curated record. NCBI's taxonomy places the organism in Eukaryota, Metazoa, Chordata, Aves, Passeriformes, Maluridae. Gene Ontology annotation, molecular function: RNA polymerase II cis-regulatory region sequence-specific DNA binding; DNA-binding transcription factor activity, RNA polymerase II-specific; protein binding. Bases 195 to 1400 code for a protein of 401 amino acids. The transcript has a single exon. Gene Ontology annotation, biological process: regulation of transcription by RNA polymerase II.
UCCCUCCAGUCCCAUUCCCAGUCCCCCCCAGUUGGAUUAACCCCAUUCCCAGUGCCUCCCAGUCCCGUUCCCAGUCCCCCUCUGUCCCUCUAACCCCAUUCCCAGUCCUUCCCAGUUGGUUUAACCCUUCUCCCAGUCCCUCCCAGUCCCCCCAGUCCCCCCAUUCCCCCCAGUCCCCCCAGUCCCCCGUCACCAUGUCCUCGUGCGCCGAGGUGCUCCGUUUCCAGCUGCCGGGCCACGAGGCGGCGGCUCUGCGCUCCAUGACGCGCCUGCGGGCGGAGGAGCGCUUCUGCGACGUCACCAUCGUGGCUCGCUCGCUGCGUUUCCGCGGCCACCGCGUCAUCCUGGCCGCCUGCUCGCCCUUCCUGCGCGACCAAUUCCUGCUCAACCCCGCGGCCGAGCUGAGGGUGUCACUAGCCCACAGCGCCCGCGUGCUAGCCGACCUGCUGCUGUCCUGUUACACCGGMGCGUUGGAGUUCGCCGGGCGCGAUUUGGUGAAUUAUCUGACCGCAGCCAGUUAUCUGCAGAUGGAGCACGUGGUGGAGCGCUGCCGAGGGGCUCUGGCCAGGUUUAUCCAGGCUCCUCCCGCGCCGCCGCCGCCCCCCAAAACCGAGGAGGAUGAGGAGGAUGAGGAUGAGGAGGACGCGGCGCCGGAUGUGUGCAUUGUGAAGGUGGAGCCCGCGGCGGUGACGGCGGCGACGCAGCCCCGGAGGCGCAAAGGGACGCGGCUGUGGGCGAGCGGAGCGGCCGAAGCGGCCGCAGCGGCUCAAGGAACCGGGGCGGUGGUGGCCGCGGGGCCGGCGGUGGUGAUGGCCGCGCAGGAAACGCCGUGCCCGCCGCAGCUCGGCGUGGUCAAAGCGUGUUACAGCCUGGCUGAGGAYGCUGAAGGAGAGGGGCUGCUCAUUUUCCCCGGGGGAGGGGUCGGUGAGGAGCCRUCCGGCGGCGUGGGCAGCGCGGGAUCGUCCGGAGCGACCGCUGGCCCGGCGCUGACCGCUCCAACCCCAUCCCCGUCCUCCUCCCGCUGCGGGAAAUGCGGCGAAACCUUCCAGGGCGUGGAGAAAUUGGUGUUCCACAUGCGCGCCCAGCACUUUGUGUUCAUGUGCCCGCGCUGCGGGAAGCAGUUCAACCACAGCAGCAACCUGAACCGGCACAUGAACGUGCACCGCGGUGUCAAAUCGCACGGGUGUGGGGUCUGUGGAAAGAGCUUCACGCAGAAAUCCACGCUGCACGACCACCUGAACCUGCACAGCGGAGCGCGGCCGUACCGCUGCUCCUACUGCGACGUGCGCUUCGCUCACAAACCGGCCAUCCGCCGGCACCUCAAAGAGCAGCACGGCAAAACCACGGCGCAGAACGUUCUGGAAGCCGGCGCCGCCGAGGGAGGGGUCCUGCUGCGCUGACCCCCGCGGGGGAGGGCCCGCGGCGCCGGGCGGGGCGGCCACCGGAGCCGGGUCCUCUCCCGGAGCAGCAAAGGGGGGAAGGGGGGAGGGACUGAGAGUGACCCCCAAAAAAUGGGGAGUGACCGCUGGAGGGACUGAGAGUGACCACAGAAUAACGGGGAGUGACCCCCAGAAAAUGGGGAGUGACCACAGAGUGACUGACCCCCAAAAAAUGGGGAAUGACCCUGAACUGAUGGGGAGUGACCGCUGGAGGGACUGAGUGACCACAGAAUAAUGGGGAGUGACCCCCAAAAAAUGGGGAGUGACCCCCAAAAUGAUGGGGAGUGACCCCGAACUGAUGGGGAGUGACCACUGGAGGGACUCAGAGUGACCAUAGAAUAUUGGGGAGUGACCCCCAAAAAAUGGGGAGUGACCACUGGAGGGACUGAGAGUGACCACAGAGUGAUGGGGAGUGACCCCGAACUGAUGGGGAGUGACCCCAGAAAAAUGGGGAGUGACCCCGAACUGAUGGGGCGUGACUGCUGGAGGGACUAAAUGAACCACAGGAGGGAUUGAGAGUGACCACAGAAUAAUGGGGAGUGACCCCCAAAAAAUGGGGAGUGACCGCUGGAGGGACUGAGAGUGACCCCAAAGUGAUGGGGAGUGAGCACUGGAGCAGGAGAGGGAGCGAUGGAGGAACUGAGUGACCCCAAAGUGACUGGGAGUGACCACUGGACACCUGAAUCCUUCGUGGAGUGAUGGGGAGUGACCCCAGAGUGACCAGUGGAGUGACAGAGUGACCCCAAAAAAAUGGGGAGUGACCCCUGGACACCUGAAGUGGAGGGGAACGAUCCCCAAAUUGGGGGAAAUGACCCCAAAAGGAGGGGAAAUGACCCCAAAGUGAUGGGGAACAGUUCCUGGACACCCAAAUCCUGUUAGGGUGAAGGGGAGAGACCCCAAAAUGCAGAGAAAUGACCCCAAAGUGAGGGGAAAUGACCCCAAAAUGGGGAAAAAUGACCCAAAACUGAUGGGAAAUGACCCCAAAAUGAGGGGGAACAAUCUCAGGACCCCCGAGACCCUCCCUGAAGGGGGCAAUGACCCCCAUGGGUGCCUGGGUGAUAAAUUUUGGGGGUCCCGAGUACCUGGGUGAGAAAUUUUGGGGCUCCUGCGUYAAAAUCCGGGCAGAAAAAACCUAAAAAUGGCAAA